Molecule: messenger RNA, 1859 nt
Organism: Phasianus colchicus (ring-necked pheasant)
Lineage: Eukaryota; Metazoa; Chordata; Aves; Galliformes; Phasianidae
Source: RefSeq, a predicted model, not a curated record
GGCCUUCUUGGCCACUUGGGCACACUGCUGGCUCAUAUUCAGCCGAACACACCUGAAAAGAUAGGCUGUGGCUUUCUGAUAGAAUGAAAUUUCUUCUAGAUCAAGACAAUGGUCUGAACAGGCCAACUGAGAAUGUAUAUAUAAUGACAUUUGCAAAGCCAGUAGGCAAUAACACAAGGAAAUAAAAGGGACAUACAUUCAACCUCAAUGUUUUUUACUUUACAAACAACCCAUACUGAUAAAGCUGACACAGUGCAGAUGCCUGGGACUUCAUGUACUAAAAAAGGCUGUCUUGAACUAGAUGGCCGCUGCUGACGCUUUGAGAGAAGCACUUCUAUGCUGAGUGCUGCGGUAACUUUUUGUGGAGGAGGAAAACUGUAAAGCAAAUCACGUGGAUUUGGCACUAAGGAGAAGUGCUGGAGACGUCAGUAAAACAAGUUUGUUCUGUGGGCAAGCUCGUCGGAGCAUGUAGUUACCGCAGCUCUGACAGACCCAAAGGCAGCCGGAAGGCCGAACGCUCCGUCUGCUCUGAACAGCGGCGUUCUUACGCUACUGCGCGCGGACGAACGCGCUGCCUGAGGCCCCGUAGCAGCAGGGCCAACCCGGCUGUUACGCGCUCUGGGGAGCACGUCGCGGCUCAGCAGCGCCUGUUCGGAGCACGGACGCAGAAUAGCCGUGCGAUGGGCCCCUCCUGGUGUCACAGUGACCGCCGGGGCCGGGUGCGAAGCGGCGCGGCGGGCGGGUGCCACGGCAGGCGGCUUUUCGCCGGCGCCGUCAUGUGCGGCAGCGGAGGCGAGGGCCGGGCGAAGUGCAGGGAAAGGCUCUUCGCCAGCAGUGCGUGGCACAGAACAGCCGCUCGGGGCACGCAGUUUGUACAACACGCUCGGACCGGUUUGGGGCGGUGCCGCGUGGCACCGGGCGCGGAUCGCGCCGGGUCCGUGCAACUCGGGCCGCCCGCGCCCCCGUCCCCGCGACGCCCCAGGGCGGCACUGCCCGCACUACGGGGCACGGCGCGGCCCGCACUACAGCUCCCGGCACCUCCGCCCGCCGCCCGCGUCGCUGUGCGAAAGGUGACGCAGUUCUCACUUCCGCCGCGCGGGGUAGGCCGGGAAUGCGAGUCGCGAUUGGCCGGCGCCCGCCCCGCUUUGCAGCGUGCCGGGCAGCAGGAAGCGAGAACAGCGCGAGCGCGGCGGGGCGGAGGGCUCCUGGCGGCUAGUCCUUCUGCCAUGGAAGCUGAGGAAAAAAUGGAAUGCAUCCAGGAAUUCCCAGAACACUAUAAAGUCAUUUUGGAUAGACUGAAUGAACAACGUGAGCAGGACCAGUUCACAGACAUCACUCUAAUUGUGGAUGGCCACCAUUUCAAAGCUCAUAAGGCUGUUCUUGCUGCCUGUAGCCAGUUCUUCUACAGAUUCUUCCAAGAUUUCACUCAGGAGCCCUUGGUGGAGAUUGAAGGUGUAAGUAACAUGGCAUUUCGUCACCUAAUAGAAUUCACCUAUACAGCAAAACUAAUGGUCCAAGGUGAGGAAGAAGCAAAUGAUGUUUGGAAAGCAGCUGAAUAUCUACAGAUGUUAGAAGCAAUCAAAGCUCUUGAAAUCAGGUAAAUAUGUAAGCCUCUUUCUCUUACAAACACUGAAGCGUAGUCAUAAGAAUCUUCUUACUAGAGCCAUCUGCUAGUAUUUUGAAGUGCUGUUCCUUAUCAGGGAACCUUCUAAUCUUGUGUACAAUAAUUGGGUCAGAAUUAUACAUAGCUUUGCUUAGUCUGCCCAUGUCACUGCAUGGUACCGUGCAUCAGUCUCUCAGAUUUCUGGAUAAUUCUCAGGCUGGUGAUUUCCUCACACAACCUGGCCACCUGCUCAGGA